AUGAAACCUGCCGCUACAUUCGCGACAUUCCUGGCGCUGAGCAUGUUUGUUGCAACGGAUAGUGCGCCAAAUGCACCUGUACUUCGUAGCCUACGUAUGAACGCGGACAUACCCGCGGUCAAAGAAGAUACCGAUGAAAGCAGGAAGGACCACCACCAUCACCAUGUUAAGAAAGUCAAGAAAAUCGCGAUUCCUGUCCCUGUAGAGGUACCGCAGAUCAUUCCUGUUCCCGUCAGCAUCCCUUCUACAGUGGUGGCCAGCUCCGACACUGCCGUCGUUGACUCCACCACGAAUGUCGUCUCCAACAACGUCGCCGCCACCGAUGUUGUUGCCCCAGUUGCAUUAGGGACCAACGUGGCACCGGUACCUGGAGCUGCCACGCCAGCUCCGACGAGUGUAAAUGGACGUCCAGCCGCAGCUUCUGCGGCAACGGUGACCCGGCCAUCAAGAGCCACGCCAGCACCAACAAGAAGCUUUGCUAGUGUUGGUCCAUCUAGAUCGCAACAGCCAGGAGCUGCCUCAGCCGUCCCUCAGUCUGGUGACGUAGGUAUGGCCGGGGCUCCAUCGCCGCCAGGUUUCGGAAAUAACAACAAUGCGCUUGGAGCUGGACUCGGCGCUCCAGGUGCUGCUGGUGGACUUCUUGGAAACACCGGUGGGUUUGGCGGAAAUACCAUGGGCGCCCUCGGUGGUGGCUUCAACGGCGGUGGCAAUCGAAUGCCAGGUUUCGGUGGUCGUGGUGGUGGUUUUGCUGGUGGUAGUAAUAUGUUCGGUGGAGCUGGUGUUGGCAUGGGUGGCUUCAACGGGAAUGGUGCAAGUGGAUUCGGACAGCAGAUGGGGUUCGGUGCACAAGGUGGAAAUGGGUUUGUUGGGAUCGGAGGACAGGGUGCAAGGGGGAACUUUGGUCAGAGUGGCAACAAUGGGUUCAUCGGUGGCCAGACUGGAUUUGGAGGUGCCGGUACGGCUAGUGGCAAUGCGUUUGGUCGUGAAGGCUUUAAUCGCCGCGAGCGUCAGCGUCGUCGUUGA
This is a messenger RNA of Peronospora belbahrii, 1023 nucleotides long. The record is from the annotation of a GenBank genome assembly. Lineage: Eukaryota; Oomycota; Peronosporomycetes; Peronosporales; Peronosporaceae.